This is a messenger RNA of Megalopta genalis, 10266 nucleotides long. Lineage: Eukaryota; Metazoa; Arthropoda; Insecta; Hymenoptera; Halictidae. The record is from RefSeq and is a predicted model, not a curated record.
CCAGAUGAGCCCUCUCUCGGAACCGCUCGUCCACAAUUUGCCGCUCCAGUCUCGCGUCGAGUCCCGUCGGCGCAUCUUUUCGGGGCUCGUUCCCUCGUUGCUCCUCCGAUUCUCGUCGCCGCAGCGUGUCGCGUCAAGUGACCCCCGAAGAACUCAUUCUUCCCACCGAUUAAUCGACCGCGCUCGCCCCGAAAUCGAUCUCACUUAAAUCGCGAUUCUCGAUCUGAUCGAUCGAGUCCGAACUUCUUCGACGCCGUCCGGGCGCAGCCUCUUCUCGGGGUGUAAAGACCCCCCCGUUCGACGAGGAAACCCGCGACCGACGCGAUCGAGGGGACACGUGGGUGGAUCGGGAUUUUAAGUGCUCCUGGUGAUACUGUGGAUUAUUGGUAGCUCGUCGUGGAGUUAUGUUGAUGGUUUCGUUGACAGGCUUGCGCGAUCGUGAAACAACCGAGCACCCGUCGGAUCGAGAACCAUGAUCGAGGCUGCGAUCGUGGUGGCGAUCGCGGAGCAUCGUUGCUGAAUCGUCCCGAGCCCUCUGGAGUGCUCGCGUUCCAGGAUCGAUCGGGGAUCAUGCGCGUGCAACGAGCCGUCAUCGAUCGCGCGACGGACUAACGAAUAAUCGUGGCUCGUUGAUUCCGGACCGUGGAAAAGCAGGCUGUUGUCGUUCGAUCCGCGGGAACCGAUCGGGAUCGGGAGAAAAUGCCGAAGUCCGGGGAUCUGUUGUUCGCCGGUGUGUGGCUGUUGCUGCUCGUUCUCCGAGGAGCCUCGACCACGGGACAACGAAACACCACCAGCCCCGGCCAGGAUCUGGAUAACACCUUGCAGUCGGUACCACCUCUCGGGCCGAACGUAUGCAGGUCAAGGUACAAGAAUUAUUGUUGCCCCGGCUGGUCAAAGAAGACGGAGACCGGGCUCUGCGUGAUCCCUGUAUGCACAAGACGAUGCGGCUCGGCUGGCAGAUGCAUCAGGCCAAAUAUUUGCUUGUGCGAGGGUGGCAGCGUGGCCUCCUUUUGUCCAAGUAGUCAAACCAAAGUUUCCACACACGAAAACGGCAACGCGAUAGACAGGGGAGAAUCCAGCAGAUGCAGGGUGCACUGUAUAAAUGGCAACUGCGUGGAUGGAAGGUGUCAAUGUCGUCCUGGAUAUCAAGGAGAGUUCUGCAACGAACCGAUCUGUCGAGAGCCCUGCCUGAACCAAGGAAGAUGCAUCGGGAUCGAUCGCUGCGCUUGCAUCUACGGUUACACCGGAAGACGGUGCGAGACAGAUUACAGAACCGGUCCAUGUUACACCAAAGUGAAGAACGGACAGUGUCUGGCGAAUCUUCAGGGUGUUGUCUGCACGAGACAACUGUGCUGCGCGACUGUUGGCAAGGGUUGGGGCCAUCCCUGCGAAAGAUGUCCCGCCAGACUGGACUGCGAGCUGGGACAUUUGAAGACCAACCAAGGCCAGUGCGUCGACAUCAACGAAUGCGAGGCUAUACCAGGAUUAUGCGAGGGUGGCAAGUGCGUGAACACGCUCGGCUCGUUCACCUGUGAGUGCCCUGACGGCCAGGCUAGAGAUCUUGAAACCAACGCGUGCAAGGACAGAGACGAAUGCCAGGAGGAAGGAAUCUGUGCCGACGGGAGGUGCAUAAACACGAACGGUGGCUACUACUGCAUGUGCAAUCCUGGAUUCAUUCAGAGUCAGGAUCGAAGAUACUGCAUUGACGGAAGGCAAGGACUGUGCUACACGGCGGUGAACAGAAACGGCGAAUGCAGGAGUCGUUUGUCGAUGCGUUUGAGCAAAAAAGAUUGCUGUUGCGGCAAGAACAUGGGACGAGGCUGGGGCGACGAGUGCUAUAUUUGCCCUAAUCCCGGAAGUGGCGAUUACAACCGGCUCUGUUUGCAACAACUGCAGCCGAUCACAGCGAUAAACGAGUGCGCGCUGCGUCCGGACAUUUGCGGAAACGGGAAGUGCAUCGACACGAACGACGGAUACGAGUGUGACUGUUAUUCAGGAUUCACCAAGAAGGCCGGCCGAUGCGAGGACAUCGACGAAUGUCUGUUGGGAUACUGUCAGGGUGGCACUUGCCAAAAUUACGAGGGCUCCUUCACCUGCCAGUGCCCACCGGGAUUCGUCGUUUCCGGCGAGGGAAGAUAUUGCACUGACCACGACGAGUGCCAAGACACAGGCAUGUGCAACAACGGCCGCUGCAUCAACAUGAAUGGAUCGUUCAACUGCAAGUGCAACGACGGCUACGUGUUGUCGCCUACCAGGAACACUUGCAUCGACAUCAACGAGUGCGCGGACAAUCCGAGAAUAUGUCUGAACGGCAGAUGCGAGAACACACCGGGAUCGUAUCACUGCAUUUGUCAAUCAGGAUUCACUGCCUCGCGGGACAAUACGUUCUGCGUGGAUAUGGAUGAAUGUUCGACCAGUGGGAUGUGUGAAAAUGGAAAGUGCGUGAACAUGGAAGGGUCUUUCAAAUGCGUUUGCGACUCUGGCUUCCGAAUUGGACCGGACCAAAGUCACUGCAUUGAUAUUGACGAGUGUCUGAGCGGACCGUGCCAAAAUGGCCGCUGCAUCAACACCCCGGGCAGCUUCCGGUGCGAGUGUCACCCUGGAUUCAAUCUGGGACCGGAUGGAAGGUCCUGCUUAGAUACCAGAAGGGACCUGUGCUACUCGCAGUACAGAGACGGCCAAUGUUCGAAUCCCACGUCCACAGCCGUAACGAAAUCGAGUUGCUGCUGUUGCACUGUGAUCCUAGGACAACCCAUGGGCUGGGGAAGCACCUGUCAAGCAUGUCCACUGCCAAAUACCAGCGAAUUCGAUGCUCUGUGCCCUCAUGGCGCGGGGAUGACUUACAACGGAGACGACAUCAACGAGUGCGCACAGAAUCCUAACAUCUGUGUGAACGGGGGUUGCGAGAAUCUCAUGGGAACUUAUCGGUGUAUCUGCGACAGUGGUUACGAAGUGGACGCUACGGGGAAAAUCUGCACAGAUAUCAACGAAUGCGAGCUCGAAGAGUCACUAUGCAGCAGUGGACAGUGCCGAAAUACACCGGGCAGCUUCCAGUGCAUUUGUCCGAGUGGUACCAGGUACAAUAAUGAAAAUCAUGUGUGCGAGGACAUCGACGAAUGCGAAGAACUUGGUCCCGACGUCUGUUUGAACGGAAUCUGCGUGAACACACCGGGUUCGUACGAGUGCGAAUGCAGCUCUGGAUACGUCCUCGAUCACACCGGUCAUAUUUGCAUGGACAAUAGGAGAGGUAGCUGCUGGACAAAGAUGAUCGACGGUCGCUGCGAGUACAAUUUGCCUCGACUGGCACUGAAAUCGGAAUGCUGCUGUUCCGUGGGAGUUGCUUGGGGCAGUCCUUGCGAAAUUUGCGAUCACUCUCUGUGCGAGUGCAAAAGGGGAUACGCGAAAUUCGGGGGGAAGGAGUGCGUCGACGUCAACGAGUGCGAAUUGAACAGCGGCAUAUGCAAAGGCGGCGGCACCUGCGUCAACACCGUUGGAUCAUACCGUUGCGAGUGCCCUCCUGGAUUAACUUUGGACGCAACUCAUACCACCUGCGUGGACACAAGACAAGAGACCUGCUACAUGGAGUACCGUCACGGUCAAUGUGCGAACCCCAUAGAAGGUCAAUUUUCGAGGAGUCUCUGCUGUUGUUCAGUGGGCCGAGCAUGGGGCAGCGAAAGAUGCGAAUCCUGCCCUAAACCGGGCACCCAUGCUCACAACGAACUGUGUCCCAGAGGAGACGGUUUUACUGACAAACACGACAUCAACGAGUGCAUCGAGUUUCCUGGGAUGUGCUUGAACGGAAGAUGCAAGAACACGGUGGGCAGUUACAGUUGCAAAUGCAACCAAGGCUUUGCGUUGGAUGAGCAUGGUAUCAAGUGCAAUGACAUCGACGAGUGCGAGAUCAUGCAUGGGGUCUGCGGGAAUGGCACCUGCAGGAACACCCCUGGCAAUUUCCAGUGCGACUGUAAUUCUGGAUACCGAAGCAGCGACAUUAUGAAAAUAUGCAUGGACAUCAACGAAUGCGAGGAGACGCCAGGACUAUGUCGAGGCGGCACCUGCAUCAACACCGAGGGCAGCUUCGUAUGCCAGUGUCCUCCAGGCCACGAGCUAGGCCCUGACAAGCAGUCCUGCAAGGACAUCGACGAGUGCUCCAGAACAAGCGGAAUCUGUUCGAACGGCGUCUGCGAGAACAUGAUGGGAACGUACCAGUGCAUUUGCGACGAUGGCUACCAGCAAACUGGACUGAAGUCUCACUGCGAGGACAUAAACGAAUGCUCGAUGAAGAACGGUGGCUGCGAGGACAUUUGCUUGAACACCCCUGGCAGUUUCUCUUGCUCCUGCGGCACCGGUUUCGCCCUGAAUCUCGACGGCCGUUCCUGCGUGGACGUCGACGAGUGCAAAGAGAAUCCACGCAUCUGUAACGGAGGCAAAUGCAGCAACAUCCCUGGUGGCUAUAUAUGCAGCUGCACGGAUGGAUUAUUACCCGGCAAGGAUGGCGCAUCCUGUGUAGACGUCGACGAAUGCACCACACAGCCGAACAUCUGCGGUUAUGGCGAAUGUUACAACACCGUCGGUUCCUUCAACUGUCGUUGCGAGGAAGGAUACUCCGUGAAACCGGAAGCAAGUCCUGGCUGCACCGACGACGACGAGUGUCUAUUGAACGCGUACUCCUGCAGCGAGUUCGCAGAUUGUCGGAACACUCACGGUUCCUACGAAUGCACCUGCCACGAGGGCUUCGUCGGAAAUGGCGUCGAAUGUAGAGACAUCAACGAGUGUCUCACCAACAAUGGCGGCUGCGACUCUAAUGCGCAGUGCAUCAACACCGAGGGAUCUUUCAAAUGUGUGUGCGACGCGGGGUUCAGAGGCGACGGCUACGACUGCAAGGACAUCGACGAGUGCGAAAACGACAACAGCCUCUGCGAAAACGGCCACUGCCUCAACUACCCCGGCUCCUUCCGGUGUGAAUGCGAGAUGGGCUUCAUGCACCCGGACGAGAACAACGAGCAAACCUGCGUCGACAUAAACGAGUGCGAGAUGUUCAGCAAUCUGUGCGUGUUCGGCAGAUGCGAGAACAUCUUCGGCAUGUUCCGUUGCGAGUGCAACGACGGCUACACGCUGGACGGAUCCGGCGGCAACUGCACCGACAUCGACGAGUGCGAAAACCCACAGUCCUGCCAGUAUGGCACCUGCGUCAACACCCAGGGCAAGUACACGUGCAAGUGUCCGCCUAAUUACGAGCUGGUCGAAGCUGGGAACGCUUGCGUCGACAGGCGAGAAUCGUUCUGCUUCAUCGGCUUCGUACGAGGCACCGGAAAACCGCAGUGCAUCUUCGACGUGUCCACCUCGGUGACCAAAGCGACCUGUUGCUGCAGCAUCGGCAACGCUUGGGGAAACCGCUGCGAGGAAUGUCCUCAGAUUGGCACGAAGGAAUUCGACGAGUUGUGUCCCGGAGGAUACGGCUACAGACCCAAUCCGGUCACCGUGAUCCUGGAGGACAUCAACGAGUGCGAGGAGCACGAGAACAUCUGCCAAAAUGGCCACUGCACGAACACGUUCGGCAGCUUCAUGUGCUCCUGCAGCGAGGGAUUCAUCUUGGACGAGUCCAAGACCAACUGCAUCGACCUGGACGAGUGCGCACUGCAUCCACACAUCUGCGGCGUGGGAUACUGCAUCAACGAUCAGGGAAAGUACCAUUGCGAGUGCCCGGAGGGAUACAUGAUCAUGCCAGGAGGAAAGGAGUGCGUGGACAUGCGAAAGGAGUCUUGUUACCUGGACUACGAGGAUGGCAGGUGUGUCAAUCCUAUGAUGCAUUCGCAGACGAAAAUGUUGUGUUGCUGCUCCAUGGGGGCUGCUUGGGGGAGUCCUUGCGAGAGGUGUCCUGCUGAAAGGACACGUGAACAUGAGAUACUGUGCGGCAUGGUGCCAGGACAAAUCAAGAAUCCGAUCACUAAUCAUACCGAGGAGAUCGACGAAUGCGAACUGAUGCCAACGAUGUGCACUCAUGGUCGCUGCAUGAACACUCCUGGCAGCUUCGAGUGCCAGUGCGACCGGGGAUACGUCUACGACGAGGAUUCGCAUCAGUGUAUCGAUGAGAACGAGUGUCUGCAGGUGCCGAACCCUUGCAGCGGAAACGCGCAGUGCAUAAACAAGCAGGGCUACUUCGAGUGCAUCUGUCCGGCCGGGUACAAGCUCGGUCUCAGUCAACGAGAUUGCGUGGACAUCGACGAGUGCUACGAGAGAUCCGGCAUUUGCAACAACGGCGCCUGCAACAAUCUGCAAGGCAGCUUCCAGUGCAUCUGUCACACCGGCUUCGCUCUGACCAGGGACAGGGACAACUGCAUGGACAUCGACGAGUGUCAGCGCAACCCUAACAUCUGCAACAACGGAAGCUGCAUCAACGCUCUGGGAUCGUACAAGUGCAUCUGCUACCAGGGAUUCAAGCUGAGCCCUAACAAUGAUUGCGCCGAUAUCGACGAGUGUCGAAUCAUGCCAUUCUUGUGCCGUAACGGGAGAUGCAGAAACACAAUCGGUGCUUUCAAUUGCGAAUGCGCUGACGGCUAUGUGCUGGCACAGGAUGGCCAGCAUUGCAGAGACAUCGACGAGUGUCACGAGAUACCUGGACUCUGUCCAGCACCAGGGAAAUGCCAGAAUCUGAUGGGUUCCUACAUCUGCACCUGUCCGCCGGGUUACGAGCUGGACCACACAAGAAAAGCGUGCGUUGACAUCGACGAGUGCGUGGAGACGCCAGGUAUCUGCGAGAACGGUCGCUGUCUGAACACAGAAGGCGGCGUGAUCUGCGAGUGUCCAGUCGGCUACAAAUUAAGCGACAGACCUAACUCGAUGCGAUGCAUCGACGUGAGAGAAGAAUCCUGUUACGAUAGCUUCGUGCGAGGACGGUGCUCCUACCCCCGAAAGAGCGGGAUGACAAAGAAACAUUGUUGCUGCACCAUGGGCAAGGCUUGGGGAAGGUACUGCGAGCAGUGUCCUCCUGAGAACAGCGAGGAGUUCAGAAGACUGUGCCCCGAGGGUCCAGGCAGGGACGACACCGGAAUCGACCUGAACGAGUGUCUCGUCAUGCCGGAUGUCUGUUCCGGUGGCGAAUGUAUUAACACCGACGGCUCCUUCCGGUGCGAGUGUCCUUCAGGAUACGUCCUGGACGCCACCGGCAGACACUGCAUCGACAAUAACGAGUGUUUAGCUGUUCAGAACAUUUGCGGGAAUGGAACCUGUAUCAACAUUAACGGCGGCUUCGAGUGUUCUUGCAACGACGGAUUCACUCCCGGAGUGAACCAGGUCUGCGAGGACGUGAACGAGUGCCUGGAACUUGGCAACCAGUGCGCGUUCAGGUGCCACAAUGUACCUGGCUCCUUCAGGUGCAUUUGUCCUUAUGGAUACACGCUUGCUCCUGACGGACGACAUUGUAUAGACGUGGACGAGUGCGCGACACCAGCGAACAACUGCAAGUACCAGUGCAAGAAUUUAAUCGGCACGUUCAUGUGCAUCUGCCCACCUGGAUACCAGCAGAUAGGCAUGACAGACGAGUGCAAGGACGUCAACGAAUGCGCGAUCAACUCCGGUCUGUGUCGAAACGGUCGAUGCAUGAACACGGAAGGCAGUUAUCAGUGCCAUUGUUACGAGGGUUUCCAGCAGAGCGCUGAUGGAAAAUCUUGCAUAGAUCGUAGAGUAGGGUACUGUUUCCUGCAAACAAUCGGUGGAAGAUGCACUGCGAGGACUUCCGAUUUGAAGACGGUGACUAAGGCGGAUUGCUGUUGCACUAUGGGAACCGCUUGGGGUCCACAUUGCGAAAUUUGCCCCUCGAAGGACUCUGAUAACUAUAACGAGCUUUGCUUGGACAAAGGUUUCUCCGUGGAUGGACAAGAUAUCGACGAAUGCAGAACGAUCCCAGACUUGUGCAAGAACGGUUUGUGCAUCAACACGCUGGGCUCGUACAGAUGCGUUUGCAACAAGGGCUACAAGCCUGACAGAUCUGGAACUCAAUGUGUUGACAUAAACGAGUGCGAGUUGACCCCGAAGCCGUGCAAGUAUAAUUGCCAGAACACAGAGGGAGGCUUCACUUGUUCUUGUCCCGCUGGCUUCAUCCUCAAUCCUGAUGGCGUCAGCUGCAGGGACUUGGACGAAUGUUCCACUGGAAAUCACCUGUGUCAACAGAACUGCAUCAACACUCAGGGAAGCUAUACUUGCGGCUGCCAGGAGGGCUACAACCAGGAUGGCGACACUUGUCUUGACAUAAACGAGUGCGAACAGCCAGGAACGUGCCCCAAGCCAGGCACUUGCAUCAACACUCUCGGCAGUUUCCGGUGCAUAUGUCCUAGAGGGUUCAAGUUGGAUACAAGUGGCAGGUUCUGCAUCGAUCAGAACGAAUGUGCCGAUGACAGUACUUGUGAACACGGCUGUCAGAAUUAUAUGGGAAGCUAUCGUUGCGGGUGUCCCGACGGAUUCGUUCAGCAUCUUUUCUAUAAUCAGUGCAUCGACGAGAACGAGUGCAGUGGAUCUCCCUGUGGAGACAACACUUGCAUCAACACGAUUGGUAGCUUCAAGUGCGGCUGCCCCGAUGGUUAUCAGUUCGAUACUAAAUUGCAAAUUUGUGUGCAGGUGAGUGCAGGGUGCCUCGGCAGCCCCUGUGCAUUCGGAUGCACCCCGAAUGGCGCGAGCGGCUUCAUCUGCGGAUGUCCGUCGGGUUAUCAACGAAUCGGACAGGGCCAUUGCUUGUCGACCAUAAAUCCUCUAUCACAAGGACGUUACGGCGAAGACAUCAGCAAUGCUCCUACCUUCGUCAUCAAUCCGGAUCCUUAUCACAUACCGCUGGCGGAUAAUAAGACGAUAUCUACAGAAGGUUGCUUCUCUUGCAAGAUCAACGGCAACGGAAGACACAGAAGAGGCGCUCGAUUGAAUUCGAUGGAACAAAGUGAGAUCACGAAGAGGCGAUUCGCGGGGACUGCGAAGAGACACCAUCACGGCGAGGAAUACGUCCUCGAGAUCAGCUUGAUGCAGACGAGGCACCGAAUGAGAAUCGUGAAACUCCAGCCGGCUGUUAAGGACGAGAACAUCGAGUACACGAUAGCACACGGCGACAAGGACAACCACUUCCAAAUCGUGAAGGAGCACGGCGUCUGGGCCCUCCAUUUCCGCAGCAGGAUGAAGGAACCCGGCCACUUCCGGUUGGUCAUCCACGGCCGCUCGAGAAACGACACCACCGAGGAGAACGAAGUCUGGGAGAGGCCUCUCACGUUCAGGAUUCACUUGAUAGUGACCGAGUAACGCUUCGGACAGUAUGCUUCGGUUCGAAUUAGUCAAUUUCCACGUUUCCACGGUACGACCACCGAAACGACGCGAUCGAAACGGUGAACGAGAGUGUAAUAAUACGCUAGGCCGAGAGUAUUACGAACGAGAAAUGAUUCCGUUUCCGAGAAUUACGAUAAGUCCUACGGACGUAUGAAAUUUGUGUUCAGAAAUAUCGCCAGACUUGCGUCGUUCCACUGCCAAAUAAUUAUGUUUUUGUUCUUCUGUUUUAUAUAGAACGUAGCUGUGCAUGGUCGCGAUUCAUUCUCUAACACUGCCUUCGCCUUUGUUUUAUAAUUUUCUGGUUCUUAGAUACCGUAGAUCGAGCGUAGAUUAAUUGUUCUUGGCGUGGUCGAGGUCUCGCGACGCGAGUGUCGAAGAUUCCAUUUAACGAACGUUCUUUAAGAGCGUAAUUAAUUUUAGCAGCAUUGCUAAUGUUUAACAGCAUAAUUAAGAUUUGAUGGUAUUAAUAUUCAACGACAUAAUUUACGUUCAACAGCACAAGUAAUGUUCAACAGCAUAAUUAACGUCCCACAGCGAAUUAAUUAGUCGAUAAUACAUUUGACAUUCAACAGCAUAGUUAAUGUUCAACGACAUAAUUAAUGUUCAACAGCAUAAUUAACGUUCAACAGCGAAUCAAUUAGACAACGACAAAUUAAUAUUUAACAGCAGAAUGAAUGGUUAACAGCGUGAUCAACUGUUGAAAGCGUAUAUUGAGAAAGAUUUUCGUUUCUGAGACACUCUCGUCGAACAAGAACUCGGCGAACGCAAGGAUAUGUUUAAACAAUGUCUGCCAAAAGACGCACGGACAGUCGGUGCUGUCUCACCAAUCUCUCUGCCAUAAGAUACUGCCACCCCGUGCCACGCGGACCAUAACACGUAGAGUUAACACGCUAAGGAUGUACAAAAGGAAACGAAUUUUGUCUAUUAUGCCUAAGUGAAUGUACACACAGAUGUAGCUUUAUA